GUACAUGGAAACUUGUGAACGCCCCCACAAACUACAUUAGCUUUUUAAACCCACCAUCUUCUGUACAUAAAGCAAAGAAGGCAGGAAAAUCCGGUUUGAAUAAGCAAAGUAUCGUCUUUAAUUUACYAAGGAAAUAAAGCAGUUAGCACUGGUCAUGUAAUAAGGAUGAGCUAAUGUUGCCCAAUGGUAGCUKAUCAUCAAUCUGACAAUGUCAGUUCCARAACAAGCRCGCAUAGCAUCAUGGGUACAUAUGUAAAACGCUUGGGCUUUCGCGUGUUUGUUCAAAAUGAAUAMAUUAUUUCAACGGUGUGAUUAGUWUARMUCACUGACCUGUGAAACGCUGGACUAGUUUCAGGGUUUUAUAUACUCAAACUUUAAGGCUGUUGUCCGAAUGAGCUGACAUCAGAAAAUGGUUGAUGUAUUCCACCGAGCCGCUCGCGAUGGUUAUAUAGAUAUUCUGAAGUCGGCCACGAAGMGAGACACAAAUCGAAAAGACGAAGAUGGCAUGACUCCGGUUCACUACGCGGCAAGUUGUGGCAACGUCGAAGCUCUUCGGUUGUUGGUAGGGAAAGGAGGCGAUCCUGAUAAACCAAACUACGAUGGAGCCACAGCCGUCCAUUUAGCUGCCAACUGUGGUCAACUGAACUGCUUGUCGUUUCUCACAAACUUUGGCUGCAAUAUCUGGGCGUUAAACAACGAUGGGCGAACCCCCCUGGAAGAUGCUGCCUACCACGGCCGAAUGGACUGCGUCCGACAUCUUGAUGGCCUAAUCGCCAUCCAAAUGAUGAGAAACAAAAAAGAAGUUGAAAAACAAAAGCUCCACGCAAAAAGAGAAGCCAUUAAACGAGUCAAAAAGCAAAGCAAGCGUCAACAAGAGCGAGAGAAAGCUUAUGAAAGACGGGUGCGCGAUGAACUCAAGGACCAAUAYGACAGCUUAGGCAGAAAYGACAAGAUUAAAGAUUCCAAUAGCAAUAGCUGGAGUAAGAGAAGCAUAAGGUCCACGAACCCUGACCAACCUUUCUCGGAGCUUGCUAGCGGAAGGGGAUUCUCUAAAAGUACCGARAACAUCGAACCUGUAGACCAUAAAUAUUCAGACACAUUCAGCCAACGCUCGAAAUUAUUCCAAGCUCUUAAAGGUAAAAUCAACAGUACUUUAAGAGGACGCAGGAAGUCAAAAGAAAACGAUGAUGAUUUCUUUACCAAACGCUCUUCACUUAGCCAGCCCGACUUAUAUAGCGAUUCGAUGACGUCACGGACAUUUAACAGCAAGUAUAGAACUCCCUCGAUGAGAUCUGGGAGCAUAACUUCCCAUAGCUCUGAUGAAAACGAAGAGAACGAUUUACAAUUUGGACACAUUAUUAAAACGUACGACAAUAGCGGUAAUGUUUCGACUCAGAUCCAUUACGAUCAUUCGAGCUCUAGCAGGUCAAAUGGAACCGUUAAAAGUAGUAGGAAAAGAGCGGGAAGUGGAAGCUCAGUCAGAAGCGGACGAAGUAAUGGUGAUGGUGUCAGCUUGCGAUCUGCUGGAUAUGACGAUACCGAUGUUUUCAAUGAAAUGGCCGAGUCAGAUGAGGUUAAAGCGGUAAUAACAUUCCUCUCGAGCUUGAACUUAGAACAGUUUGCGGCGCCAUUGAUCAAGGAGAGCAUUGAUCUCCCAGCACUGGUUUUGUGUAGUGACAAAGAUCUUCAAGAGCUGGGCUUACCUCUGGGACCACGUCGUAAAAUCCUUGAAGGCGCCAGAAAGCAUCAGAUGACAAUUUCAAGCCCGUCGCAAAUGACUGACACAAAAAUUUAAUUCCUAGAAUGUCUUAAUAUUUUAAUUGCCAAUUUUCUAAAGCUGUCCAAGGGCGGAUUCAGAGGGUAUUAGGUUAGCUAGCCUCUCCCUCUUCCAGAAAAUCGCAUAUGAAUGAGACUGAUUCUUAAAAACAACUAAAGCUGUGUUCAUCUAAAAAAAAUCUCAUUUUGCGCGCGCAGCCCUAAAUCUAUCCUUUUAAUAUUGCAUAAGCCACUCCCUUAAAAUGUCCUGGAUCCGACACCGAUGUCGUCGAUUUUAAUUGGUUAUAAACCAUGCGAAAAGAAAAUUCAAUAUUGUGAAAAUGUCAUUAUGGUAUCUGUGAUAUAUAUUUUUGCAACUUCUAGGCACCACUUACAAUAUUAGAAWUGAACCAUCCACAGUUACGAAAGAGAACAGUUAUUUUAAAUCUAAGUAGAAACUCAUUUCUUCAUAAAUUGUACAAUUAUUUUUUAUCAUAAUACCAAAWGUAGUAUAGUAUAAAUGGCUUCGUUAGUCAAUAUGGCAAAUAUUUUGCAAAAUGUACAUGCAACAGUCUCUCCCUUCUCUCUGAUUCACUAUCUCGGAAAUUAAAAAGCAAAUAUUGUGUAA
Messenger RNA from Exaiptasia diaphana, 2383 nucleotides. Its product is annotated as Usher syndrome type-1G protein. Bases 410 to 1795 code for a protein of 461 amino acids. The record is from RefSeq and is a predicted model, not a curated record. NCBI's taxonomy places the organism in Eukaryota, Metazoa, Cnidaria, Anthozoa, Actiniaria, Aiptasiidae. Gene Ontology annotation, molecular function: protein binding. The transcript is spliced from 2 exons.